Cladophialophora bantiana CBS 173.52 is the source of this 2025-nucleotide messenger RNA. Its product is annotated as ATP-citrate synthase subunit 1. The record is from RefSeq and is a predicted model, not a curated record. The transcript is spliced from 5 exons. Bases 1 to 2025 code for a protein of 674 amino acids. Lineage: Eukaryota; Fungi; Ascomycota; Eurotiomycetes; Chaetothyriales; Herpotrichiellaceae. Gene Ontology annotation, cellular component: cytosol. Gene Ontology annotation, molecular function: ATP citrate synthase activity. Gene Ontology annotation, biological process: fatty acid biosynthetic process; acetyl-CoA biosynthetic process; tricarboxylic acid cycle.
AUGCCUUCUGCAACAGCGGGCGCUGCCAGCAACGGAGUGCCUACGAUUGACAUUCCAAACGGCGACAACAUAGAUUCCGAGACUCCUUUCUCCGCCAACGACAACAUUCGUCGCUUUGCUCCUCCCUCGAGAGCACUGAGUCCUUCCCAGAAUGCCCUGUUCCACAACAAGACCAGAUGUUUCGUCUACGGCAUGCAGCCCAAGGCCGUCCAGGGUAUGCUGGACUUUGAUUUCAUCUGCAAGAGAAAGACUCCCUCCGUGGCCGGUAUCAUUUACACUUUCGGCGGUCAAUUCGUCAGCAAGAUGUACUGGGGUACCAGCGAGACUCUCCUCCCAGUCUACCAAUCCGUCGAGAAAGCUUUCGAGAAGCAUCCCGAUGUGGACACCAUUGUCAACUUUGCCUCUUCACGAUCCGUCUACAGCUCUACUAUGGAACUGAUGGAGAUUCCUCAGGUCCGCAGCAUUGCAAUUAUUGCUGAGGGUGUCCCUGAGCGACGUGCCCGUGAGAUCAUGGUCAAGUCAAAGGAGAGGGGAAUCACAAUCAUUGGCCCGGCCACCGUCGGUGGCAUCAAGCCCGGUGCAUUUAAGAUCGGCAACACUGGCGGUAUGAUGGACAACAUUGUUGCUUCCAAGCUCUACCGCAAGGGUUCCGUUGGCUACGUCUCCAAGUCCGGUGGUAUGUCCAACGAGCUCAACAACAUCAUCUCUCAAAACACAGAUGGUGUUUACGAAGGUAUUGCCAUUGGUGGUGACAGAUAUCCGGGAACUUCCUUCAUUGACCACCUCCUCCGAUACCAACAAGAGCCAGAAUGCAAGAUCCUCUUGCUCCUUGGUGAGGUUGGUGGUGUCGAGGAGUAUCGAGUCAUUGAGGCUGUGAAGAAUGGUCAAAUCACCAAGCCCAUUGUCGCCUGGGCCAUUGGUACUUGCGCCAGCAUGUUCAAGACCGAAGUCCAAUUCGGUCACGCUGGUGCUUCGGCCAACUCCCAGCUCGAAACCGCUGUUGUCAAGAACCAGAAGAUGAGAGAGGCCGGCUUCUACGUCCCCGAUACUUUCGAAGACAUGCCCAAGGUCCUCAGUGACCUUUACCAGAAACUCGUCAAGCAAGGCACUAUCAAGCCUGCUCCUGAGCCAGCCGUGCCCAAGAUCCCCAUGGAUUAUGCCUGGGCGCAAGAACUUGGGCUUAUCCGAAAGCCUGCCUCGUUCAUUUCCACCAUCUCCGACGACAGAGGCCAGGAAUUGCUCUACGCGGGUAUGCCCAUUUCGGACGUCUUCAAGGAGGAAAUUGGUAUUGGCGGUGUCAUGUCUCUUCUGUGGUUCCGUCGCCGCCUCCCUGCCUACGCCAGCAGAUUCUUGGAAAUGGUGCUCAUGUUGACUGCCGAUCACGGUCCAGCCGUGUCUGGUGCCAUGAACACCAUCAUCACUGCGCGUGCAGGCAAAGAUUUGAUCUCUUCGCUAGUCGCUGGUCUAUUGACCAUUGGCUCUCGAUUUGGUGGCGCCUUGGAUGGUGCCGCCGAGGAGUUCACCAAGGCCUUUGACAAAGGCUGGUCUCCCAGAGAGUUUGUUGACACCAUGAGAAAAGAGAACAAGCUCAUCCCUGGUAUCGGUCACCGAAUCAAGUCCCGCAACAACCCUGAUUUGCGUGUGGAACUUGUCAAGGACUUUGUCCUCAAGCACUUCCCAUCGCACAAGCUUUUGGAUUAUGCAAUUGCCGUUGAGACCGUGACUACCUCGAAGAAGGAUAACUUGAUCUUGAACGUCGAUGGUUGCAUUGCUGUCUGCUUCGUCGACUUGCUCCGGGACGGAGGUUCUUUCUCCGCCGAAGAAGCCGAGCAAUAUCUCUCCAUUGGCGUUUUGAACGGUCUGUUCGUCUUGGGUCGUUCCAUUGGUCUCAUUGCCCAUUACCUGGAUCAAAAGAGACUGCGCACUGGAUUGUACAGACAUCCUUGGGACGAUAUCACAUACCUUCUUCCAACUCUUGGAAAGACUCCCGGGAACGAAGGCCGUGUGGAGGUCAGCACCCAGUGA